Messenger RNA from Vespula pensylvanica (western yellowjacket), 882 nucleotides. RefSeq lists its product as uncharacterized. The coding region runs from base 200 to 844 and encodes 214 amino acids. NCBI's taxonomy places the organism in Eukaryota, Metazoa, Arthropoda, Insecta, Hymenoptera, Vespidae. The record is from RefSeq and is a predicted model, not a curated record. The transcript is spliced from 6 exons.
CUCUUGGCAGAGUGAGAGUGCCAUAUAUAUAGAGAGAAGGGGAAACUCGACUCGGCACUCCAAAGCACACAGCCUCCGUGAUUGCAGUGUUUCGUAUCCCUUUAAAAGUCUCUCCUCUUUUCUCUUUUCCGAAAAACAACACGUCUUUUUUUCCGGUCGGUUUACCACGAACGAAGGAACGAAGCGAUCUUCCAACACCAUGAAACUUACGCUCUUCACAUUAUUAGCUUUGUGCCUAAUAGCUGUCUGCAGGUCAGCCGAUGAGGAAUACGAUUACGAAGAAGAGCCAGUGGCUGCUGUGACUCCAGCCCCAAGCAAACCGGCAGGUGGCAGAUUAGGAGGACUUUUAUCCUCGAGAGGACGAGUCAACGUUGGUGGAAGAAAAGCAACGCCAACUCAGUCUACAACCGCUAAACCAGUCGAGCCACAACCAUUGGAAGAGGAAGAAGAGGGUGAGGAACCGCUCGAAGAGAUUCACGAACAAGAGGAAAUCGUCACUACGACGACCGAAUCUUUAAAAAAGGUUCGAGGCGGUGUCAGACCAUUUAGAUCAAACGAGGAUCUUAUAGCCGCGUUGAAGAGGCGACGUGCUCAGACUGGACCAAGUAGUCAUACUCGGGAAACCUCAGGGACACAGGCCCAAACGGAAUCAACGACUCCGAAGUCGAGAACGUCGACGAGCAGUCGCAAUAAAGCUGGAAAUUCGGGUGGUGGAGAAUCAAGGACAACAACGGCAAGCCGUGGCAGAUUUGGUUCAUCGAGAGGUAAACCUGUUCAAGAAGAGGUCGAGGAAACGCAACAAGAAGAAAUCCAAGUUAAACCUAAACCUUAUCGUAGGGGAUAGAUAUCGAAAGGUUUUUAAGGAUCAUAAGAAAAGAAAGA